Molecule: messenger RNA, 1611 nt
Organism: Mytilinidion resinicola
Lineage: Eukaryota; Fungi; Ascomycota; Dothideomycetes; Mytilinidiales; Mytilinidiaceae
Exons: 3
Coding region: 132-1247 (371 amino acids)
Biological process (GO): DNA recombination; double-strand break repair
Cellular component (GO): nucleus
Molecular function (GO): DNA binding
Source: RefSeq, a predicted model, not a curated record
GCAAUCCGGCGUGCCGGCUUCUGUCUACUCAGGGUCCCAGACGUGUUGCCCCUCCGCGUCGGACACGCGUUGGUCCUUGUUUGCGCCGGAGUCGACGUUCCAGAUAGAGCACCUCGUUUUGAUCCGCAGGCAUGGCCAACGGAGAUCGCCAUAUCAUCGAGAUCCCCGCCGCUGCCGGGGAUGGAGACGAGUUCAUCAUAGUCGACGUCACGAGCAAUGGCCCCGGCCGGCUGGACGUCGCGUUACUGGGCUCCGAGGGCCAGUUUCCCUACUUCAAACAAAUUCAGCAGCGAAAGCUCAAGGAAUUGCGGACGACGCGCAAGGGCAGCGAUGAGCAGUGGGAAGCUGCCCUGUCUCACUUGCUGCUGAACGAGGCCAUCCAGGCGGAGUAUGUGAGCGCGCUCAAGGGCGUCCAGAUUGUCUACCAGGCGGAUGGCGACAAUCUCAAACUCAUUGUCCGACAGGAGGUGGCCACCACUAAGCUCAAGCAUAACAUGGGCGAGAUGAUACUCCUAAGAGAUGAAGAGAAAGAGAUUGACCCCCUCGACUGGGCCCGAGUCGCUGCUAGAGGGACGGCAGCUGCCAAAGAUCAGUUGGUCAGCUUACAGACACAGCUAAGCACUCAGCAGAGCACUAUCGACAAGCUACAUGCGCAGCUUGAGGACCUCGUCAAGGCCAAGGAAGAGAACGAUAACGCAAUGCUGCAGAAGUUUACUCAACUGCUGAACGAAAAGAAGCUGAAGAUUAGAGACCAGCAAAGACUCCUCGCUGGUGCAAAGGUGGACCCAAAGGCUGCGGUCACAGUCGAGGUCACCCGAGAGGACUCGAAAUCCAAGUCGAAGUCACGAAAGCCUGAGCCGUCUAGAGCCUCUAAGAGGAAGGCAAACGAGAAGGCCCCCGUCGUAGAGUCUGAGUCGGACGGUGAAUUCGAGCAGAUGCAGGUCGACGAAAAGGAGGUCAAAGCAGAGCAGGAGCGUGAGGAGGACAUGCCCGAGGCGGCAACGCCUGACCGCAGCGAAGACGAGACAGAGGACGAAGAGGGCGAUGUCGGGGGAGCUUCGACACCGACGCAGCCAAGCAAGUCCGUCGAAUUGGCUACACGGACGGCCAGCACGCCUGAGCAAACGCCAGCGCUGCCGCCACCCAGACGCGAACUGCCGUUUGGUAAAGCGAAAACACGAGGUCAGAAGGUCGCACCGCCGCCUGUGGAGGACGAGGAUGACGAUACAGAGGACGACGAGCUUUGAACAUGGAGAAUGGCCAUUAGAUGGCAAGUCAAAGCCUUAGAGACCAAUCCGUAUCGAGCGGUCAUGGGAAUGGCCAAAAGCGAUGUCUAAGCGACUGGCUCCAUGCUCUCGCUAACGCACAUACCCGCGAGAACCGAGCAUCAUGCCCCAAGCAUCUUGUGGCUCUGAGGCGGAAGCGAACGAUCCCAUGAUGCACAGGGAGGGUGUUGCAUCGGAAUCACCCCGCCGCCGGGUACUGGACUGUGUAACCGGCAGAGAAGAUGGAUGCUACCCCGUCGGCGCAAUGGAGACGUCGCAGUCGAGAUGAAAGGGGUAAGACAUUAGACAGAUAGGUUGAAGCCCAAGAAGCCCGAGACAUCAGUGC